AUCCCGCGUUCACCGUCUCCUCGUGGGGGACUUUGAGGAGCUCGACUUGAGCUGCUUUAGCGGAUCGUUCAUGUCGCUUGACUUUCUCUCAUUCACACGUUCCAAUAAUUUCUUUUCAAUUCAAUUCUUUAUAUUUAUUUCCAUUCCCAACUAAUCAGAUCUGAUCUAUUCUGAUCUGGUCUGAGCUUCAUUUCGUUUCUUCCUUCUUCUCCUCCACAGAUUCCGACUUCACUGCGUCUCUCUGCAAAUCCAAGUUCGUUUUCUUACUCCUUCUCUUGUUUCAUCCAUCAGUAUCGUUUUGUAAGGGAAUCGCGUUGUUGGAGGUGAGAAUGGAAGGUCCUUCGCUUCACGGUACGCUUCACGCCACAAUCUAUGAAGUCGACAGGUUGCAUACUGGUGGUGGAUCCAACGUCUUCAGCAAGUUAAUGCAAAACCUUGAGGAGGCGGUUGGAAUUGGCAAAGGAGUUACCAGACUAUAUGCAACUAUAGAUUUAGAAAAGGCUAGAGUCGGGAGGACACGAAAAUUGGAAAAUGAACCCCAUAACCCUAGAUGGUAUGAAUCUUUUCACGUCUACUGUGCCCAUAGGGCAUCAAAUGUUAUCUUCACCGUGAAGGAUGAUAACCCUAUCGGUGCAAGUUUGAUUGGACGUGCAUAUGUACCGGUGGAAGACAUCGUAGAUGGGGAGGAAGUUGACAGGUGGGUUCCACUCUUAGAUGAAGAAAAAAAUCCAAUUGAAGGAGAAUCUAAGAUCCGUGUCAAGCUUCAAUACUUCAGUGUUACUAAAGAUCGCAAUUGGGGUCGUGGUAUAAGAAGCCACAAAUUUCCUGGAGUCCCCUACACAUAUUACCCACAGAGACAAGGUUGUAAAGUCUCUUUGUAUCAAGAUGCUCAUAUCCCUGAUAAUUUUGUUCCUAAAAUACCUCUUGCUGGAGGAAAGAGUUAUGCUCCGUCCAGAUGUUGGGAAGAUAUUUUCGACGCUAUACAAAAUGCAAAACACAUGAUCUACAUCACAGGAUGGUCUGUUUAUACAGAAAUCGCCUUGAUAAGAGACUCAAGGAGGCCAAAGCCCGGAGGAGACACCAUGCUUGGUGAGCUGCUUAAGAAGAAAGCAAGUGAAGGCGUCAGAGUUCUUAUGCUUGUCUGGGAUGACAGAACAUCAGUCGGUUUACUAAAGAAGGAUGGUCUGAUGGCUACUCAUGAUGAAGAAACUGAACAGUUCUUUCGAGAUACUGAUGUCCACUGUAUCUUGUGCCCUCGUAAUCCUGACGAUGGUGGAAGCAUUGUUCAAGACCUACAAAUCUCUACAAUGUUCACUCACCAUCAGAAGAUUGUUGUUGUGGAUAGUCCAAUGCCAAGUGGAGAUUCGAAUAAGAGGAGAAUUGUGAGUUUCGUUGGUGGCCUUGAUCUUUGUGAUGGCAGGUAUGACACACCCUUUCAUUCCCUCUUCAGGACAUUGGAUACUGCACAUCACGAUGAUUUCCAUCAACCCAACUUUCCUGGUGCAUUAAUAACAAAAGGUGGACCAAGGGAACCUUGGCACGACAUCCAUUCCCGACUUGAAGGGCCCAUUGCCUGGGAUGUCUUAUUCAAUUUUGAGCAAAGGUGGAAGAAACAAGGUGGGAAGGAUGUCCUUGUGCAGCUUCGAGAGCUUGAUGAAAUAAUUAUUCCUCCAUCUCCUGUUAUGUACCCAGAUGAUCAUGAAACCUGGAAUGUUCAAUUGUUUAGAUCUAUAGAUGGUGGGGCAGCCUUUGGCUUUCCUGAGACCCCCGAAGAUGCUGCUAGAGCUGGGCUAGUUAGUGGGAAAGAUAACAUUAUUGAUCGAAGUAUUCAAGACGCUUACAUAAAUGCUAUUCGGCGGGCUAAGAAUUUUAUUUAUAUUGAAAACCAAUAUUUCCUUGGAAGUUGUUUUGGAUGGUCUCCUGAGGAUAUCAAGCCUGAGGAUAUUGGAGCCUUGCACUGUAUCCCAAGAGAGCUUUCCCUAAAGAUCGUAAGUAAGAUCGCAGCAGGAGAAAGGUUCACCGUCUAUGUAGUUGUCCCAAUGUGGCCAGAAGGAAUACCAGAAAGUGGAUCGGUUCAGGCAAUAUUAGAUUGGCAGAGGAGGACAUUUGAAAUGAUGUAUAAAGACGUGAUUCAGGCUCUUAGAGAUAACGGUAUCGAGGAGGACCCCCGUAACUACUUGACAUUCUUCUGUCUUGGCAAUCGGGAAGUCAAGAGGUCUGGAGAAUAUGAACCUCCAGAGGCACCAGAGGAGGAUUCCGAUUACAUGAAAGCCCAGCAGGCCAGGCGUUUCAUGAUUUAUGUUCACACCAAGAUGAUGAUUGUUGAUGAUGAGUACAUAAUUGUUGGAUCGGCCAAUAUCAACCAGAGAUCCAUGGAUGGAGCAAGGGACUCUGAGAUAGCUAUGGGCGGUUAUCAGCCAUAUCAUCUGUCAACCCAUGAACCUGCACGUGGUCAAGUUCACGGAUUCCGAAUGUCCCUAUGGUAUGAACACCUUGGUAUGCUUGAUGAAUCUUUCCUUCGGCCAGAAAGCGAAGAAUGUGCUUCAAAGGUUAACAGAAUUGCUGAUAAGUAUUGGGAUCUGUUUUCAAGUGAAGCACUUGAGAGGGACUUGCCCGGUCACCUCCUCCGCUAUCCCAUCGGCAUAAGCAGUGAAGGUAAUGUGACAGAGCUCCCAGGAUUUGAGUUCUUCCCCGACACCAAAGCACGUAUACUCGGAACCAAAUCUGACUACCUCCCCCCCAUCCUCACUACUUAGUCAUGUUUCCUACUCAUACACAGAAAGUUACUUUUUCGUGCCAUCUAUUUCCAACAGGCAUCUUGUGUUUGUAACUUGCAAAGACUGUUCUUCAAUACUCUGGCUGUAACUUUGGCUUUGUUUCUUGGUUUGAGGCUUACUUCAAAUAGUUGCUAAUGUAACUUUGGGCUGUGUUUCUCAGUCUCUGGUUUACUUCAAUACUGGCUAAUGUAACUUUGGCUGUCUUUCUUUAUGUUAUAAUGUUUAGCUUCGUUU
Cucurbita moschata (crookneck pumpkin) is the source of this 3011-nucleotide messenger RNA. Its product is annotated as phospholipase D alpha 1. Gene Ontology annotation, cellular component: plasma membrane. Gene Ontology annotation, molecular function: D-type glycerophospholipase activity; calcium ion binding. Bases 330 to 2756 code for a protein of 808 amino acids. Gene Ontology annotation, biological process: phospholipid catabolic process; phosphatidylcholine metabolic process. Lineage: Eukaryota; Viridiplantae; Streptophyta; Magnoliopsida; Cucurbitales; Cucurbitaceae. The record is from RefSeq and is a predicted model, not a curated record. The transcript has 4 exons.